GAUAAAUAAGCUACUAUUCUCAAACGCUAGGUAAAUCGAGCACACAGGAGAUUCUAAAAUACAAAAUGCACAUUCUUGUUGUGAAUGAUGAUGGUCCUCCAUCAAACCAGUCGUCCCCAUACGUCCAUUCGCUAGUCAACAGUCUCCAGUCCGCCGGCCACACCGUCUCCGUCGUUCUCCCGCACAGGCAAAGAUCAUGGAUAGGCAAAGCGCACCUCGUCGGCGCAACCGUAAAACCUAUGUAUUUCCGUCCAGGCACGCUACACCAGGAUGACGGGACAAUUCACCACCUUCCGCGCGAAUUCGACGGCGAAACCGGUGGAGUUGGAGAUGAAUGGAUGCUCAUUGAUUCAACGCCAGCAAGCUGCGUCCAAAUUGGUUUAUUCCAUUACAACCAAGGCCGGGGGCCCAUAGAUCUUGUUAUUUCUGGUCCAAACUAUGGAAGAAAUACUACGUCUGUGUUUUCGUUGUCGAGUGGGACAAUUGGCGGCGGGCUCGAGGCAGCUGUGUGCGGAGUCAAGGCUAUUGCCCUUUCUUACGCUUUUAGCUCUAGGAACCAUGACCCUGUGAUUAUUGCCGAGGCAUCUAGGCUUUCUAUUCGUCUAAUCGAGCAUCUGUACAAGAAUUGGGGAGAGGGAGUGGAAUUAUAUAGCAUCAAUGUUCCUCUUGAACCCGGGGUGGAGCACGCUAAGAUAUUGUACACGCCUAUCUUGGAAAAUCGUUGGAAAUCAGGGAGCUGCUUUGAAGAGAUUGACGCAGAGUCAAGCGGCGAGGGCCCGGAUUUGCAGGAACAACAGUUACGAGAGGGCGAGAUGACGCUGAAAACUGGCGAGAAACCUUCUGGUCCAAAGUAUCAUCACCGACACUUCAAAUGGGCACCCAAGUUCACAGACGUCUACAAAAGUAUUGAAGAGAGCGAACCAGGAAAUGAUGGCUGGGCCGUUAAGAUGGGAUAUACUAGGGAAAGAAGUGUGCCUAAAAUUUACGCGGUAGUGGAAUGCGAUGACGAAUAUGUUCAACCCCUUGUCCUUGAAGCUCUCCAGAAAGGUUUCAAGGGAGUACCUUAUCAAUUGAUAUCCUCGCCAUGCAAACCCCCUAGCCCCUCCUCACCAGUCCUACAAUAUCGAGUCUAUGAGAAGUCCGACUUCGACCACGUGCUUGCACAUCCAUCGACGUCCCUAGUGAAUUCGUAUGUGAUUCGAAAAGCACUCAUUCGCAAACAUUAUCUGUCAAACACAGUUGCGAAUUGGAUCACCAAGCAUCCUAAUAGCAUUCUCCGGAAACACUUCAAGCCUGCGGUAGAAUUCGAGCUGGAUUUUGCGGAGUUUUUGGACGAGGCAUUGCUCGAAGCCUACGAGUUGCGGGACAGCUUUGAAAAGAAUGAAGAGAGAGAAGAAUCAGAAAAAGAGUGGUGGAUUUUGAAACCGGGGAUGAGCGAUCGGGGCCAAGGCAUUCGUCUCUUCAAUAGCGAAUCUUCCUUGCAGGCCAUAUUUGAAGAAUGGGAGGAGGAGGAGGAUGAAGAAGAAGCUGAAGACGAAGGCGAAGAGCAAAAGGAUAGUGACGGUGCGGCUAAUUCUUCAAAUGAUAACAGCGAUCGCCUCGACAAUGGAGUUGUUACAUCCCAGCUACGCCAUUUCAUCGCCCAACCUUACAUUCACCCUCCACUUCUCCUACCUUCAUCGGACAACCGGAAAUUUCACAUUCGCGUGUAUGCAUUGGCGGUAGGCUCCCUAAAGGUCUAUGUCCAUAGAGAAAUGCUGGCUCUCUUCGCUGAGAAACCUUAUGCUGCGCCGUGGGAGAAAGGAGGAGUGGAAGAACUCACUCGUCAUCUAACCAAUACCUGUCUUCAGACGGACGAAACCGGAAGUGCUAAUGCUGAUAGUGUCCGCCGUUUUUGGGCUCUCGACGAUAGUGUUCCCUCGAUUGCUUCGAACUGGAAAUCGCGUGUUUACGAGCAAAUCUGUGCUGUUACCGGUGAAGUUUUUGAAGCUGCAGCCAGGGGGAUGAUGGUGCAUUUUCAAACGCUUCCCAAUGCAUUUGAAUUAUUUGGCGUCGACUUUUUAGUUGACGAGCAUGGUGACGUCUGGUUGCUGGAACUGAACGCUUUUCCCGAUUUUCGGCAGACUGGAUCAGAGCUCAGAGACCAAGUUGUAGGAACAUUAUUUGAAGAAGUAGUGGAGGUCGCAGUUAAACCAUUUUUCGGGAUUGGAAACGCAAGUGAUCGUGAUCCUCCCACCACCGACUCUAUGGAUGAUGAAAGCAAAGCUCGACUCCGUCUAGUGACCAGUCUCGAUCUGGGUCUCAGAAAAUGA
Coccidioides posadasii C735 delta SOWgp is the source of this 2312-nucleotide messenger RNA. NCBI's taxonomy places the organism in Eukaryota, Fungi, Ascomycota, Eurotiomycetes, Onygenales, Onygenaceae. The record is from RefSeq and is a predicted model, not a curated record.